AUGGGACGCCAAUCAUUAGCCGAAGACAUUUACGAUAAUGAGUCUAAAAUCAACUUUGGCGUACCGGAUAGCGUCCGAAGCGAGGAUGAUAUGACACGCAACCUAGCACUGGGGAGCACAAUCCAACUAUUUGAGAGCGAACCCUCAGCGGAAGAACAACAACGACGAUUCGAAGUGCGAGAAUGGCUGGUUUUUAUCUGUAUCGUUAUCCUGGCAAUGAUGGAUUCAUUCAAUACGACCGUCUUGAUCCCAGCAUUACCUAACCUGGCAAACACAUUCGGAAAGCCACUAGCAAGCACAUUCUGGGUCAACACGAUAUACCUCAUUUUCAGUGCAAGCAGCCAACUCUACUUCACAAUGGUAUGCGAAGUCUUCAACCACGGACCAGUAUGGAUCAUUGCCGUGGUUCUCGCAACAAUCGGCACAGGGAUCUGCUGCGGCUCCAUGAGUCUCGCGGAACUAAUUAUCGGCCGUAUGAUUCAGGGUAUUGGCGGCGGCGGCGCAAUGAGUCUAUGCUCCUUGGUAAUGACGGAGACGGCGCCUGAAUCCAUGCACUCACGGUAUUCGUGCUAUAUCCUGCUGACGCGCAUGUGCGGCGGCAUUCUGGGCCCCGUUAUCGGAGGUCUGUUCGUUGAUAACGCCGACUGGAGGUGGGCGUUCUAUUUCAAUUUUAUCUUCUGCUCGCUUGGUUUGCUGGCUAUUCCGUUUGCUGUGGAUCUUCGUGCAUUGAAAUACAUCCCGCUGCGCAAAUUGCGCGUUUCGGAUUGGACGGGUACUACUUUGGCCAUUUUGGGUCUUGGGACUAUCCUGGUCGGUCUUUCUUGCGGUGGGAGCUUGUAUCGCUGGAGGGACUGGCAGACGUUUGUGCCACUUGUGGUUGGGGGUGUGAUUCUUCUUGUGUUUCUCUUUUAUGAGUCCAAGUGGGCUCUACAUCCGCAGUUUGGGAGGAGGGUAUUCCGGUCGAGGAUGAUGGCUAUGACACAUAUAGGGUGCUUUUUGCAUGGCUUUGUGGUCUUUGCUCAUUUGCAAUUCUUCCCAUUGUAUUUUAUUUCCACUCAUUACAUGUCCGCCACUCUGUCAGGCGUGAGCUUGUUGGCCAUGGUUGGGCUCGCGAUUGCGCCGGCUACGGUGGUUGGUGUCAUUCUCGCCAGAGAGUUAAGAUGUACCCAGUGGAUCAUCUCUGGUGGUUGGGGCUUGACUGCCCUUGCGAGUGGAUGCUCUAUCCUCUUGGAUAACACCACGCCGACCGUAGCAUGGGUAUUUUUGCUCUUCACAGCAGGCCUUGGGCAUGGUCUCUUGCUUUCGAGUUACAAUGUGCGCAUCCAGAAUCUGCCCAAAGAUGAGGGUUGCUCCCUGUCGACUCUGCCAACAACCGUGUCAGACUACAUGCGAGCUUGGGGUAUGGCAGUCGCGGUCCCUGUCGGGGGAGUUAUGUUUUUGAACUGCUUUGGCAAUGGACUUGCAAGUGUUGAGCUGAAUCGAGACAUAAUAAACACCGCCAACGGAUAUAUCAUUCUAAUGAAGGAUGUGAGCAUGACCAGUGAACAGAGAGAGGCGGUUAAAAUUGUUUCGGUUGCUGCGUUUCAAGCGGUAUGGGAUUUCAUCACCGGCGUGGCUAUCCUCGGGGGAAUUUCGUCUGGAUUCCUGUGGCGAAAAGUGGGAAUGUGA
Penicillium egyptiacum is the source of this 1668-nucleotide messenger RNA. Lineage: Eukaryota; Fungi; Ascomycota; Eurotiomycetes; Eurotiales; Aspergillaceae. The record is from the annotation of a GenBank genome assembly.